AUGACGUCGCUGAGCAGGGAGCUGGUGUUCCUCAUACUCCAGUUCCUGGACGAGGAGAAGUUUAAAGAGUCCGUUCACAAGUGAGUCCUCCCUAGGGUUUCCAUGUCCUCCACUCCCCUCAAGCCGUCGUCGUCUUAUUCUUCUCUCAUGGCUUUGUCUUCCGCUGCCGCAGGUUGGAGCAGGAGUCGGGUUUCUUCUUCAAUAUGAAGUACUUUGAGGAAAAGGCACUUGCAGGGGAAUGGGACGAGAUCGAGAGAUAUCUCUCUGGUUUCACCAAGGUUGACGACAACAGAUACUCAAUGAAGAUCUUCUUCGAGAUCAGGAAGCAGAAGUACUUGGAGGCGCUUGAUAGGUUAGACCUUCCAUCUAUUUUUUUUGUAGUUUAUGAGAAAAAUUCUGAUAAUUCCUUACAAAAACGGCACACCUUCCUUUCAUUUUUAUGAUAAAAAUUAUUAAAUAAUUAACUUCACAUUAUUAUUAUUUAUAAUUCAUGAAAUAAUAAUUUCCUAGACUCUUUGAAAACAAAAUUCGUUCCCUUUUUCGUCUUUCUUAGCUUUUGAUAUGGUUUUCUUUGUCUUCUAGGCACGACAGGGCGAAGGCUGUCGAUAUACUGGUCAAGGAUCUGAAAGUGUUCUCAACGUUCAAUGAAGAGUUAUACAAGGAAAUUACUCAACUUCUCACACUCGAAAAUUUUAGGUGAAUAUUUUGUUGGUUUCAUUCUGUUUUUUCAAAACGAAUUCUUAUUCUUUCGAACCUAUUUUUUUUUACCGUCAACUGUAGUUUGAAGAUUCAUUAAUUACCAUUCUCAGGUUUCAGAGUUUAGCUGUUAGUGAGCACGCCGAUUACAUUUCGAAAGUUUUUCUCUUCUCAAUUUCCAGCAGACUUCUUGGGAGUUGGAUAUCUGAACUUAGACAGUGCAGUUUAACCCCCACUCUUGCUUAUUAUGACACUAAAACGAAUGCAAGAAUUCAGUGUCAAAAUAGUAAAAAUGUGUUAGAUGUUCAAGAUAAGUUUCCUGACCACUAUUUUCUCAAAUUAAGAUGUCAUUCCAUUCUUUUAUUUAGUGCAUAAUUAAAUCUGAAGCGUCUUUCAUCUUUCAAAAGACUACUUCCUCCUUAAUCCGAAUGUAAAAUAAUCUAAGGUAUUUUCUCCACUUCAAGGAAGGAAAUAAUGAAAUGUGAAUUGAAUAUAUUUGGAAGAAGACAAAAAAAGCACCAUUUUCUAAAUUGUACACUGAAAAAGCCUAGAAAUGAAAAAGUUAUUUCCCCCCUGCUGCUGAAUCGGCUCCAACUGAUAGAGCAUGGUGUUAUCUAGGAAAGGGAAGCGAUGAUAUGAUAUGUCCUCGAAUGGUGCUUUCUUUGGUUGUGGAACUCGCUCUGAUUUGAAAACUAUCAUGAUGUUGGCUUCUUCUCUUAUGCACCAUAGAGACAUCUUUAUUUUAUCAAGGAUAUUUCUCGUGUCAUUUUUUGGUUUGAUUGAUAGAUUAAUGUAAACAAUCCCAGAGGAAACAGUUCCAAAUAAGAGCAGCUCCUUAUCAAAGCUUUAGAUGAUUUCUCUGCACCUGUAUUUUUUUUUAAUUAUCUUGUCUGCUACUAACUGUUUUUUUUCAUUUUUAAGCUCAUCUGAUUUGGGAAAAAGAUUUAUGGAUUUUAUAAUUUUGUUGUUUCUUAAUUGGUCGAUGUGUCUCUCCUUCUGCCUUGAAUUUCUUGCGAUUUCAGUCGAUCAUUAUUUUUUUUCCUUUGAGAAUUGGCAAAAAACGAUUUUAGUUAUAAUUUUCUCAUUUUCCCUUAUACGCAGAGAAAAUGAACAAUUAUCCAAAUAUGGUGACACCAAAUCAGCUCGUAGCAUCAUGCUAAUAGAGCUUAAGAAACUCAUUGAAGCCAAUCCUCUAUUCCGAGAAAAGUUGAUCUUUCCCACUCUGAAGGCAUCACGAUUACGGACGCUAAUUAACCAAAGGUAAUUAAGAUAGAUAUAUGGCAUAUUGUCUUCUAUCUUGUUUCUUCAUCUUCAUGUAAAAUCAAUACUUUUUCUUCGUAAGUUCUGAAAUUCACCCAUAUUUUUAGACUUUUUUUUUCUGGUUAAAAGCCUUGUAGUCUUACUAUAUUAACGAGAAAUUUCCAUGUCAUCUUGUUCGUUCCCUGACAUGUGCAUAUUUGCUUAUGCAUACUCGUGCACAUGCAGAGAAUGAUUAUUUGAGUUUGUGUAUGAAUCCCCACGUAUGUUACUGAAUCAAUGGUUUUGGUUAUGGCAGCUUGAAUUGGCAGCACCAGCUCUGUAAGAAUCCCAGGUCAAACCCUGACAUCAAGACCUUGUUCAUAGAUCAUACUUGUUCACCGCCAAAUGGUUCUCGCACACCACAGUCAGCCACCGUUCCUCUUUCAGCAGUUCCCAAACCUGCUCCAUAUAUGGCGCUUGGGACCCACGGAGUACGUUGCUAUACCAUCUCAUUUGACUUGUUUUGUAUGUAAUUGUUAUGACAUUCUGCCCGGGUUUUACAUCAUCCUGUCUGGAUUCAAUGUAGACUUUUCCGCCUGCUGUGGCGGCCAAUGCCAAUGCUUUAGCAGGCUGGAUGGCAAAUGCAGCUGCUUCUUCGUCCGUGCAGUCUGCUGCCGUUGCUGCAUCACCAAUAACAGUUCCACAGAAUCAAGGUCUGAACCACAUGUCAAAGAAUAAGAAUAUCGUGUGCUAGUGAUGCUUAUGUUGAUGAAAGCCCUAGCAGAUUUUCUUCUUUGUUUUCCUUUCUUGAGUGUUCACUAUUCAACUUCUUUCUUCAAUGUUGAUGAAAGCCCUAGCAGGCUGAAUCAAUGCGGUGUCCACACAUAUAAACGGCUGAUUGAAACUCAAGCAUAAAAUCCACAUAUCAUUUUUAAUGUCAAAUAAAAUUUUUAAAAGGACUGUUAAUUCAUCAACAUUGUUUUUAUUUAACAUUAGAAAUUCCUUGAAUAAUGAAUCUGUUUCCAAUGAAAGAUAUGUAUCUCGGAUCUCAUGUUAUAAAUGAAAACUAAAUAGUUUGACUCUACAGAACAUAAUCAUGAUGCUCAGCUUUUUCGUGACCAUAAUGUUUCUAAUUUUUCGUUCAUAUCUGAUUUUUUUCUCAAUCAUUUUUGUGGGGCACAAUCCAAAAGGCGUAUUGUGCGGAAAUCCACUCACUGAAUAAAACUAAUGACGAUCUCCUCUCCCACGACUCCUAUAGCUUUCAUUUUUUUUCCCCAGGGAAGAAACAACUCUAGUUUUCCACAACACGUAAUCUGACAUGCUCAGAAUACCAUUUGAACAUGUUGAGCCUCUAAUGGCUCAAAAUAGGUAUCCCACUCUUUAUAUGAAAUUGAAAUCAUUUCAUGAUGUUUAUAGAUAUCCCACUCUUUAAAUUUAUUUAUUUUUUGUCUUACAGAGAGUUAUUUGUUUGUCAUGAGGACGUGUCCAUUGAUAACUUGUAGACGUCAAAUUCUGUGAUAUCACAAGAAAUAGGAAGUUGACCUAUGGCAUAAGCAGGCUCCUUUUCUAGACAACUACAUUUUCCUACACUAGGAUGAAAAAGGUUUCCGGUAUUUACUGUAUAUGACUGUUUUCCAUUCUUAUCAGAGGUAAGAUAGCCUGGUGUGAUAUCUCUUUAGAUGUGGACUUUCAUCAUAUCCACUAAUAUUGAGUUAAUGCGUUCCUUUUAUUCUAAAUCCAAAUUCCUUCUAAAACUUUGGGUUUUCCUCAAAUAUUUUUAACUGUUAAUAAGUUGAUCCUGAUACACAUCAGAAGGUAUGAAAAGCGUUCCUACUCAUACAUUGACCAUAACCAGAACAAGUGGCAAUGUAUCCGCCAGGAGGUAAUUCUGAUGUCGGAAAAGUUUCUUGUAUCUUGCCAGAUGAUCAUUGAAUGUUAAUAUUAACAUCCAAGACAUAUGAUGGCAAUGAAAAAUAAUAUUUUUGACUACAACACGGUGCUAUAAUGUUUUCAUUACAUUGAGACGGGGGAAAAAUCAUGUGCUUCAUGAAAUUAUUGAUGCAGCAUUACAAGGGCGAUGAAAAUUUUCAUUUUUCCUUUGUUCAGUUUCUAUUCUGAAACGUCCAAGAACUCCUCCGAAUGUACUGAGUAUGGGGGACUAUCAAAAUUCGGAUCCGGACCAACUGAUGAAACGUUUACGCCCAAUUGCUCAUCCCGUCGAUGAGGUAGUGAAUUAAUUUGAAUAUUAUUAUUACGUGUUUAAGUGUCUGUAAUGUCGCUUCGGUUCAGCAUUUUUUAUUUAUUUUUUACAUCGUGGUAUUUGCAUACUAUUCUACAGCGUCUUAUGUUAACUGGCACGUUCAAUUUAUAUACCCUUGACCACUUCUGCAGUCUGUGUGGUCAUCAGAUGACCUUCCAAAAACCGUAGCUUGUACAGUGAGCCAGGGAGCGAACGUAACAAGCAUGGAUUUUCACCCUUCUCAUCACACUCUUCUUCUUGGUGAGCAAAAUCUCAUCAUCUGGAAGCCCCAUAUCUUCUUCUUGAUAAGCAUUUUCUCUGAAAAUACUUCCGCAUCUUUCUUUGGCAGUGGGAUCUGGGAAUGGUGAAAUUGUACUUUGGGAAAUUGGUUUGCGGGAGAGGUUGGUCUCGAAGCCAUUUAAGAUAUGGGAUGCGGCAGCUCGCUCAAUAGCUUUUCAGGUCUCAAAACCAUUUAAGAUCUUUGUAGCUUUUCUAGCCAUUUUUUUCUAAAUGAAUUGCAAAUGUGAAAUGUACUUGCUUUUGUGAAUUGCCCCCUUACCUAAAAUCUUAAUGAAUCACGUAUGUUUUAUUGGAUCCUUUAGUUUUUGGUAUUUAGUCUUGCUAAGAAAUGUUUUUGGCAUAAUCGCCUAUGAUGUAAAAUCGCCUUAUCCUUUUUCAAGUAUCUAGACUGCUUGAAGAAUAACUAAAUGAGAGAUAGAUACAAUAGUGCCUAUGCAAAAUCUUGAGCAGGCAAUCAAACUGUUAGACAAACCAUAAUAACAGCCUAUAAAGGUUCACAUACUUUUAUCUGUAUGUUGUUGAGUUGUUUCUCUAUAAUUUUUUUCUUGUUUUAAUGAUAUUCUUUCUUAUUAAGCAGGCUACUUUAGUCAAAGAUUCUUCAAUAUCGAUUAAUAAAGUGGCAUGGAGUCCAGAUGGAAGUCUGAUAGGUAUCUCUCACCCAGAGGUUACUGCGGCUACUUUUCAUUAUUGUCAUCUGUUUGAAACUGUAUCCUGCCCUUUCAGGAAUUGCGUUCACGAAACACUUGAUCCACUUGUACUCUUACCAUGCACCAAAUGAUUUGCGGAAUUUGUUGGAGGUGGGAAAUUUCAUUUCUACUUUUACUACUCUAGUGACCGCUGUUAACACGAGGGACAUGCACUAGUUAAUGACGUGAAAUGGCCUUCGCUAUUCAUCUAUGUAUUCGUGUUUGUGUUGGGGAAGGGGUAGGGGGGAGAAAAUGGGGGGGAUUACCUUUUCUAUUGAAAUUGAUGAUAAUCCUGUCCAAUUUUUUUACAUGAACAGAUUGAUGCCCAUGUCGGCGGAGUGAAUGACAUAGCAUUUUCUCAUCCAAACAAGCAGAUCUGUAUAGUUACUUGUGGAGAUGACAAGCUUAUAAAGGUUGAUCUGAAGACAAUGACGUCCUCGUUGUGCCCAUCUGUCUUUUUAUUUUCCACCUCGAAACUAAAUCGUGUUUGCAAUCCAGGUCUGGGAUCUGAAUGGAAGGAAAUUGUUUGCGUUUGAAGGACACGAAGCUCCUGUUUAUUCUGUGUGUCCUCACCAUAAGGACAAUAUUCAGGUAGAUACUACUGUCUGCGUGCGCUUCUUCUCUCAACCGUCUCUAGCAUUAGCAGUAUUAAACCCAUUGUUCAACUCUGAGAUUGUAUACUGAAAGCAUUAACAAUAUCCCUCCAAACCAUAAUCGAGGCCAAGUCCGUGACUUCCGUGGGUCUGAAACUGAUGACAGAUUUGUCCCUCUAAACCGUACCUAUGCACUCAUCCUAGUGAUUGGAAAAAUGAUUACUACCACUAGUUGUAAUGUGCAGUGAUUUCUCUGUGAUUGUACACCUACUCUCGCCUACACCGAUUUGAUUUGCUUGUGUGCAAAUAUAACCGGACGGCUGCCUAAAAUGGAAUAGAUAUAUGUGCACUCAAUGGAGGUGUGAUAUCAGUUGUAAUACUUGGGAGCUGGUUCAUUGCCACAAUUUGUCAACCUUGCAGUUGGAUAAAGUUACGGGAGGAGCAGAUCCUGGAUAAAAUUAAAUGACGAUAAGCAGUCAGUUUGAGAUUAUAUGCAUGGAAUUUUACUUUAACUGUUCCUGGUAGUGAGUCGUCGUUUUUUUGUGAACUGGCAGUUCAUUUUUUCUACUGCUCUUGAUGGGAAAAUCAAAGCUUGGCUCUACGACAAUAUGGGGUCCAGAGUUGACUAUGACGCCCCUGGACGUUGGUGCACCACAAUGCUCUACAGUGCGGAUGGAAAUAGGUAGACCAGUUCUUAACGUGGAGUGACUACUGCUAAUUAGUUUGCAACCAUUAUUUAUGUUUAUUUUUGCACUGUAUUCUGCCACAUUGUCUAGACUGUUUCAUUUACCCUUUUCAUCGUCCAGAUUAUUCUCAUGUGGAACCAGCAAAGAUGGCGAAUGUUUCCUCGUCGAAUGGAAUGAAAGCGAGGGAUCAAUAAAGAGAACAUAUUCAGGAUUUCGCAAAAAAUCAAACGGUGUUUUGCAAUUUGAUAUCACACAGAAUCACUUCUUGGCUGUUGGUGAGGAUAAUCAGAUAAAAUUUUGGGAUGUGGACAAUGUCAACAUGAUUACAAGCACAGAUGCUGAUGGUGGACUCCCGGUCAGUUUUUGUCCUUUGGCGCUUAAAUGUUUCACUCGGAUGAAUCCACUGUAGUUGUUUAUCACUUUAAUCCUUUAUUGAUUUCUUCAGAACCUCCCUCGCCUGAGAUUCAACAAAGAAGGGACCCUUCUUGCUGUUUCUACAGCUGACAAUGGUUUCAAGAUACUUGCCAACGCCGAGGGUCUCAGGACCUUGCGACCGCUUGAUAAUCGUUCUUUUGAAGCAUUGAAGGCCCAGUUUGAAUCUACUCCCCUCAAGGUAGUAAUUUUAAUACCAUUUUCAUAGGCAUCUUAAGGGAUCAUUUCCUGACUCUCCUGCUUGCUGAACAGGCAUCUGGUGCACCUCUGGUUACAAAUACUCCCCCGAAUAUUCUUAGAGUGGAUCGCUUGGAUGGAAGCUCUCCUGCCAGACCUUCUCCUCUUCUGGUACGUCUAAUUGGAUGGUUGAAGCUUACGUUCCCCUGUGCCCAUGAUGAUCUUCGGAGGAAAACUUUUGAGCACCCUUUUGACCUUUCUGUCAGUCUGAUCACUGGUCCUUUCCUGUAAUUCUCCUGGACAUUUGUAGCAUGGAUCCGAGCCGCCUUCCAAAAAUGUGGAGAAGCCAAAGACUGUAGAAGAUGUACCAGAUAAACCAAAACCCUGGGAGCUGGCAGAAAUCUUGGAGCCUUCUCAGUGCCGCGUUGUCUCUACAACCGAUUCAGGCAGCAAGGUUUAUACCGUCUCAGUUUCAUUUGUUUCCGCCUCGCUCCUCCCAUUUCCUGAAGUGUAGAACACCCCUUUUGCACAGGUUACCAGGCUUCUUUACACAAACUCUGCGACUGGCUUGUUGGCUUUGGGGUCAAAUGGAGUCCAGAGGUUGUGGAAAUGGACCCGAAAUGAGCAGAACCCGGGUGGCAAGGUGAUACUCGUCCUCUUUUUCAACAUUUAAAUAUCCUAUUUAUUUCAUCAACGAAGAAGGGUGUUUUGAACCUGUUGGUGGCUAAAGGCCACGGCCCAUAUCGCCCCAGAGCACUGGCAGCCGAGCAGUGGUCUUCUCAUGACCAAUGACGUAUCAGAUGCCAAGCCUGAGGAACCUGUUCCCUGCAUAGCGCUCUCAAAGAAUGAUUCAUAUGUAAUGUCCGCCUGUGGAGGGAAGGUCUCUCUGUUCAACAUGAUGACGUUUAAGGUAAUCCGCCCGGCAAUCCCUUGGCUGGUUGUGGGAACCUCUGUGGCCGGUGAUCUUACUGUGUAUACCAUGUGGGUAUCAUUCACAGGUCAUGACGACGUUCAUGCCCCCGCCUCCUGCUUCGACCUUCCUGGCAUUUCAUCCGCAAGACAACAACAUCAUCGCGGUCGGGAUGGAGGACUCGACAAUUCACGUCUACUACGUGAAGGUCGAUGAGGUAGCAUCUCACUCCGCUCGUGAAUUCUUUGACCAUUUCAUUUGCAGCGUAAUUAUCACGGGUUGCUUCCCCCCCUCUUCUGCGGCAGGUCAAAACGAAACUAAAAGGCCACCAGAAACGCAUUACGGGGCUUGCAUUUUCGAACCAUCUUAACAUCUUGGUAUCUUCGGGAGCUGAUGCCCAGGUAAAGAAACAACAGAGAUUAUUUUAGUUUCUCCAGUUAUUCUUUCAUGGGUUCGCGAGAUCACAGUCGUCAAAGCACCAGACCUGCUCCAGGAGUCCUUGGGCGCCUCGGGCACUCUUUCUUCUCCCCUCUUCGUAUACGGGCAUGGCUGAAGGGGGAGACUGAUACGGGCAGAGCAGAGAGAGUGAUUGGCGUGGGUAGAGUGAAUGAGAGCAGGUAGAGACGGGCAUUGGGAUAAGGUGGCCUGUUCAAUCACGAGGGUUGAUCAAAUUGUAUGAAAUGAAUGGGUGAGACUGUCGCAGGGAAGGGAAGGGGGGUGGGGGGUGGGGGGCAGCUGCUUUUUUCUUCUUUCCUCUUUUCCUCAUUGUAAAGCUUUUUGCUUUCCAUUCUGAAGCUCAGCUCUUCCAACAAGGCCGCUAAUUUCCCCCGUGCAGCUUUGCAUAUGGAGCACCGACACGUGGGAGAAACGAAAGUCAAUCUCCAUCCAGAUGACUGCGGGGAAGUCACCGGGUGGCGACACCCGGGUACAGUUCCACUCCGACCAGGUUCGCCUCCUGGUAGUCCACGAAACACAGUUGGCGCUGUACGAUGCCUCCAAAGCAGACCGCCUACGGCAGGUAAGCUCCCACUCACUCAGACCCUCCCUCUCUCUCUCCUCUCUUUUUCUCUCUCUUGCUAUAGUACAAGGUCGGAGACUCCUCAUUUCUCUCCCUCCCCUUCAGUGGCUGCCGCAAGACUCUCUGCCCGCGCCCAUAUCCUCGGCGUCCUACUCCUGCAACAGCCAGCUGGUCUACGCCUCGUUCUGUAAUGGGGACAUCGGGGUCUUUGAUGCCGACAGCUUGAGACCAAGAUGCCGCAUCGCGCCGUCAGUCUACCUCUCCCCGGCGGUCGCCAACAGGUGCUCGCAAACUCACAGCAUCGGAUGUUCUUCUUGCUCCACCAUCCCCUGUUUCUGACCGUCUUCUUCUGCAGCAGCCAGUCGGUGUACCCUCUCGUGGUGGCGACGAACCCACAGGAACCCAAUCAGCUGGCCGUUGGGUUGACCGACGGCGCCGUCAAAGUGAUCGAGCCGUCGGAAUCGGAGAAGAAUUGGGGCGCCCCCGUGCCAAACGACAACGGGGCCGCCGGCGGAAGAACGCCGGCGCCAACAGUGACGACCAGCCCGUAA
Spirodela intermedia is the source of this 9527-nucleotide messenger RNA. Lineage: Eukaryota; Viridiplantae; Streptophyta; Magnoliopsida; Alismatales; Araceae. The record is from the annotation of a GenBank genome assembly.